Molecule: messenger RNA, 1707 nt
Organism: Schistocerca americana (American grasshopper)
Lineage: Eukaryota; Metazoa; Arthropoda; Insecta; Orthoptera; Acrididae
Product: 3-ketoacyl-CoA thiolase, mitochondrial-like
Exons: 8
Coding region: 118-1317 (399 amino acids)
Biological process (GO): fatty acid beta-oxidation
Molecular function (GO): acetyl-CoA C-acetyltransferase activity
Source: RefSeq, a predicted model, not a curated record
UGGUGAGCAGCUGGUUUGUGGCUCUCUGAACUCAGGGGCAGACUUGCAGUAGUAGCACACCUGCCACCCAAUACAGGGCUGCAAUUUCCUCUGCCUUGCCAAGAGAACAUCUACGCCAUGGCAUCUCUGACAAAAGGAAUUUUUAUUGUUGCUGCCAAAAGAACACCAUUUGGAACUAUGGGUGGGAAAUUUGUUCAAAAGAAAGCGGUAGAGCUCCAAACAGUAGCAGCAAAAGCAGCAAUGGAAGCUGGGAACGUCAAACCAGAACAGAUAGAUUCUACAGUAAUUGGACAUGUUCUGUCUGUUUCAUCAGCAGAUGGAAUACUGAUAGCUCGACAUGCUGCUUUAUACAGUGGUGUCCCAAUAGACAGGCAUGCCAUGAGCAUAAAUCGGCUCUGUGGAUCUGGUUUUCAAUCCAUUGUCAGUGGCGCUCAGAGCAUACUUGUGGGUGAAUCAAAAGUGGUCUUAACUGGAGGAGCUGAAAAUAUGAGUCAGACACCAUAUUUUGUGCGUAAUGUCAGGUUUGGAGCACCUCUUGGAACCAAAAUUGAAUUUGAAGACUCCUUCUGGGCUGGUCUCACAGACACAUAUUGUAAUUUAAAUAUGGCUAUGACAGCGGAGAACUUAGCUGUAAAGUAUAAAUUAACCAGGGAGAAUGUUGACAAGUUUGCCCUUCGAUCACAGAUGCUUUGGAAGAAUGCCAAUGAAAAAGGUUACUUUAAGGAAGAAUUAGCUCCAGUUACCAUAAAAACAAGGAAAGGUGAAGAAGUUGUGAAUGUUGAUGAGCAUCCUAGACCAUUCUCUACAGCUGAAGGGCUAGCAGCUCUUCCUCCAGUUUUUAAAAAAGGUGGAGUCGUUACUGCAGGUUCUGCAUCGGGUAUAUGUGAUGGUGCUGGAGCUGUGAUAAUUGCCAGUGAAGAAGCUUGCAAGGAAUAUAAUUACCAACCUCUUGCCCGCCUAGUUGGUUACUCUGUUGCUGGAGUUGAUCCCAGCAUAAUGGGUAUUGGUCCUGCACCUGCAAUACAAAAUCUGUUGAAGGUUUCUCGAAAAUCUUUAGCGGAUAUUGACCUGGUUGAUAUCAAUGAAGCAUUUGGUGCCCAGGUAAUGGCCUGCCAGGAAGAACUGAAACUGGAUAUUGAUAAACUUAAUGUCAACGGAGGUGCUAUUGCUCUAGGUCAUCCACUUGCAGCAUCAGGGGCUAGAAUCACCACACAUAUUGUACAUGAGCUCAGGAGGAGGAAAGCAAAAUAUGGAAUUGGAUCUGCUUGUAUUGGCGGUGGCCAAGGAAUUGCUCUCUUGAUUGAAAGCAUACACUAAUGAAUGUUUUUUUAUGAUAAGACUGACAUGAUAAUUCAUAAUAAUAAUUAACUUUCUAGUGCAAAUGUUGUUAAAAUUGCAAUUUGCACAUCCAGUAUUACUUCAUUUCAUACGUUUAUAGUAAGAAAUAAACUACUAUGUUAUCAUCUUUACUGAACCUUCUUAAGUUCCAAUGUGAAAAAAGUGUACAUUUCUUGAGGUAUAUAAUUGUCAAAAUUUUAUUUAAAUGUUGUAGAGAGAAUUUUAACAGUUAUUCUGGAUAUACACUGCUCUCAUAUGUGUGGUUAUUUCUUAUUAAGAGAAAACUUUCUUGCUGCUGUAAGGUAUAUGCUCUGUGCUAAUGGAAUAGACGAGUGUUCUUGCUACUAUAAUAAACUAUUUACUAUAAAA